AGAUGUGAAGCAAACACUUGACAGUGAUUUUAGGUUUUGAUUGCACAAUCACUUUUUUGUGUCAAAACAAAUGUUUCACCUCCACACCAGAAUACACAUCUGGAUUCUUCCUUCCGUCGAUUCUUCAGAUUUUGUUACUUCCAAAAACUGGGAUUUGAAUAUUUUUAACAUUUUAAAAUCUCAGCUUCUGUGUUUGUUAAAAAAUCAGUCUGAGAUUCUACCAAAUUAUUCUCUAAAAAUAACCCAAUAAAUUUCAAUACAGCCCAGAUUUUUCACUACAGAUAACUCUUUUCAUUCAGGAAUUCAUGUUGAGAACUAUCUGCAUUUUCCUGCUUUUUAUUCACUAUGCUAGUUGUACCUCGGUCAAAAGGGAUGUAGAGUCAAAGAAAGAGAAAAGGAAAUCGAAGCGAAAAAAAGAUAAAUCUGUAAAGAAGAAGAAAUCUGUAAAAAGAGGAGAAAGCUGCAGAAAUAGAACAAGCGAAAACUAUCGCAAAAUGCUAUGAGUACGAAAGCAAAUUGGACGUCUGUUUAUCAUCGGGUACGUAGUGAAUUAAAAAAUAAUUUGCUCAAAAUUAAUCAUUAUUGAUCGCAAGAAAAAGUAGCAAACUUGAUCUUCUUGAAAGCGUCCAACAAGAUUAUACUAUUUUCUAAGUAAAAUAUAGCUCCAUUCGAUCUCCACAAGUUGAAUUUCAACUUAUAAUUCCUCAAACUCACAGAUUACAAGCCCAAGUGGAUCAAGUGUGCUGAAAAGUUUCACAAGAUAGCAAACGAAGGCUUAUCAUUAGAAAUAGAGAAGGAAAAAACCCGCAGAAAGCCAGUAAAAGCCAGACAGGUUGGUGACAACACUCGUGUUGGGGUAAUGAGUAAGAAGAAACGGCAAAAGAGACAAGUUCGUGGGAGUACACUGUCAAAGAAGGAGGAAAAAGGGUGCCGACAGAGCGAAAGGAAGAUACACAAAACUUGUGUAAAGUCGAAGUACGAUUGUGCAGCAAUAAAUGAGGCAGUUUUGGAAAGGCGAGAGAAUGUAGCAUGGCUAACUGGCAAUAUACCAGGAGGAAUAACCCCAGCCGACAUGUCUGACGAAUUGACUAUUGAAGCGUUGGAGCAAAUCCUGAUGGAGUUUAAGCGGAGGGCAUACACUCUAGGAAACAUGAAACCUCGGGAUACCAUAUUGGUCGGAGACGUUCUUAACAUAGACGAACAGGCCGUAAGUGGACACAAAUUCGAGGUUACGCUAGAGCUGGGGAUCACAAACAAUCCUAGGUGCAAAAGACUAUCUCGGAAUGGCAUUGUGGGCACCAAAGUCUGCGAUGAUCGUGAAAAUAUCGGCAUAGGAAUCCUAUCGGCAGUCCACUCACCUUGGAAGCAACCACCAUGGCUCUACUUCGAAUACCAAGAUACUGUAGGUACAAGCCCCUCGAAAGAACUCUACUGGGGUGAAGACCAAGACAUAUCCGUGAAUGACGAAUAUACCGAAGAGAGUAACUUUUACGUGGGGCCAACAAGUGAACUCGAUGAUGAAUGGAUAUUAUUUUUGGACGAAUAUAGUACUGCCGACGAUUAUGCUUUUAAUAUUGAUGAAUUCGAUGAUGAAUGGAUAUUUUUUUUACAAGAAUAUGGUGAUGAAUAUGGGUUUGGUGAUUUAUUUGGAACUUCGAAUUAUGAUAAUUUUGAUACAAACGAUGAUGAAUACCAUUUUGAUAAUAAUUCUGAAUGGGGUGAUUUUAUGCUUGGAGUUUCCCCUAGUGAUAAUUUUGAUACAAAUGAUGAUAAAUACAAUAUCGAUAAUAAUUCUGAAUGGGGUGAUUUUAUGCUUGGAGCUUCCCCUAGUGAUAAUGUUGAUAUAAAAGAUGAUGAAUACAAUAUUGAUAAUGAUUCUGAAUGGGAUGAUUUUAUGCUUGGAGCUUCGCCAUUUCGCAAUUUUGGAUGAAUACAUUAAAUACUGGUGCACAAUGCGUUUACGUUCAUUUUAUCUAUUCAUGUACCGUGUAGUAUUUAUUAGUCUUGUAUCUAGAAA
This is a messenger RNA of Bolinopsis microptera, 2017 nucleotides long. RefSeq lists its product as uncharacterized. NCBI's taxonomy places the organism in Eukaryota, Metazoa, Ctenophora, Tentaculata, Lobata, Bolinopsidae. The record is from RefSeq and is a predicted model, not a curated record. The coding region runs from base 860 to 1930 and encodes 356 amino acids. The transcript is spliced from 4 exons.